GUAUAAAUGCAGAGUGUAAUUGAUAGCUCACAUCCAGUCAAGUUGUAGGAGGGCUUGAGUCAACCUCAAGAUGAUUGGCCUGAUUGUUCUCGCACUGUUGGGUGCUGCAGCUGCAGCCCCUGCAGAUGACAAGAUUGUGGGUGGAUAUGAGUGUGCAAGACAUGCUCAACCCUGGCAGGUGUCUCUCAACAUCGGCUACCACUACUGUGGCGGCUCCCUCAUCAACGACCAGUGGAUCAUCUCUGCUGCCCACUGCUGGCAGAACCCCUACUCACAGAUGAUCGUCUUGGGUGAUCACCACAUCUGGAUGGAUGAAGGCACAGAGCAGUAUGUGACUGUCGAUGCAAUCUACUGGCAUCAGAGCUAUGACUACCAGACCCUGGACUAUGACAUUAUGCUGAUGAAGCUGUCCCACGGUGUCACCAUUAACCAGUAUGUCAAGCCCAUUGCCCUGCCCACAGCCUGCCCCUCAGCUGGAGACAUGUGCACUGUAUCCGGAUGGGGAAACAUCUACUCCGAUCAAGUGUUCAACCCAUUCCUCCUCCAGUGUGUGAAAGUCCCCAUCAUGUCUGAUAAGGACUGUGAAGGAUCCUACCCAGGACAGAUCACUGACCGCAUGGUGUGUGCUGGAUACCUGGAGGGAGGAAAAGAUGCUUGUCAGGGUGACUCUGGUGGUCCUUUGGUGUGUAAUGGGGAGCUGCAGGGUAUCGUCUCUUGGGGGCAGGGCUGCGCUCUGCCAGACUACCCGGGCGUUUACACCAAAGUCUGCUCUCUGAUGCCCUGGAUCAACGAGACUCUUAACAGUUACAGCUAGGCUGUGAUCUCCUAUCACAGAGCUACAUGACAGAGGGGAAACAAGAGUGAGAGUGAAAUGGAAGGAGACAGAGGCAGGAGAUGUUAGUGGGAAAUGUCAGAAAAAGAAGCAGCAGGAGAGCUCAGGAGGGAGAGAGAAACAAGGAGAAUCAGUGGGAGAGAGAGAGAGAGAGAAUGAAAUGUC
This is a messenger RNA of Notolabrus celidotus (New Zealand spotty), 997 nucleotides long. Its product is annotated as anionic trypsin-1-like. Gene Ontology annotation, biological process: proteolysis. The transcript has 5 exons. NCBI's taxonomy places the organism in Eukaryota, Metazoa, Chordata, Actinopteri, Labriformes, Labridae. Gene Ontology annotation, molecular function: serine-type endopeptidase activity. The record is from RefSeq and is a predicted model, not a curated record. Bases 71 to 814 code for a protein of 247 amino acids.